AUGGCUACCAAGUUCGACGAAGACGACCGUAAGGUCGCGCGCGAAAGCGGUCACGAAACAUUACCAGCUCCGCCAGCCUACGCGGAUGACCAUGUCAGUGUACAGACAGAUCAAGCAUUCGUCUACGAUGACAGCCAAAAACUCGGCUACACUGGUACCGUUUUUGUCAUCCUGAACAAAAUGAUCGGCACUGGAAUCUUCUCCACCCCGUCUGGCAUUUUUGCUGCUACAGGCUCAGUUGGUGUAUCGCUUUUCCUCUGGAUCAUCGGCGGCAUCCUCACCUUUGCUGGUCUGUCAGUCUUCAUCGAAUUCGGUCUUGCGAUUCCACGAUCAGGCGGCGAGAAGAACUACCUCGAGCGGGUAUAUCGACAUCCCAAGUAUGUUGCCACAUGCGUCCUUGCAUCCCAGAUGCUCCUGCUUGGCUUCUCUUCCGGCAACAGUCUGGCUUUCGGACGCUACUGCUUGCUAGCUUCUGGCAGCGAGGACGACGGAUGGAUUGCACGUGGGAUUGCCAUUGCCUGCGUCAGCUUCUCUGUCGGACUGCACGCCAUUGCACCAAAAUGGGGUAUCCGCUUGUUCAACGUACUAGGCAUCUUCAAGGUAUUCGUUCUGCUCUUCAUCGUUUUUUCAGGCUUCGCUGCUCUUGCUGGACACCGCAAAGUACCCAACCCGCACAAUUUCGACAAUGCCUUUAGUCUCGAGGUUGGUGAGGGCUACGGCGGAGGUGGUGCUUACCAAUACUGCCAAGCCUUACUCCGUAUCAUCUAUUCUUACAAGGGAUGGGAGAAUGCAAAUUAUGUGCUUUCCGAGGUCAAGAACCCGAAGAAGACGCUCAGCUGGGCUGCGCCUCUCGCUAUUGGCGGUACUACCAUCCUCUAUGUGCUCGCCAACGUGGCCUACUUCGCUGCCAUCUCGAAGGAAGACCUUGCGGGGAGUGAGGCGAUUGUUGCCGGUGUCUUCUUUCGUAACGUCUUCGGCGACAGCGCUGGAGCGCGCAGUCUUCCCGCCUUUGUCGCUCUCAGCAACCUGGGCAACGUGCUCGCGGUCAGCUUCGCUCAUUCUCGUCUGAACCAGGAGUUUGCCAAGGAGGGCCUCCUACCUUUCAGCAAGUUCUGGGCGUCCAACAAGCCCUUCAACGCGCCGGCUCCCGCGCUCUUCUUGCACUGGCUCAUCACUGUCAUUGUGCUUGUUGCGCCCCCGGCAGGGCCCGCAUACAACUUCAUCACCGAUCUAUACACCUACCCAGGAGCGUGGAUCAACGGAUUCGUGACGGCUGGUCUCAUCUACCUGCACUAUUCGAAGAAGGAACGCUGGGAAUCGCCGUGGCACACGUACCUCCCCAUCGCAGUUCUAUAUCUCGCAGCCAACAUCUUCCUCGCGCUUGUUCCCUUCAUCCCUCCGGAUGGCGACUGGAACGCUGACGGCUACCCAUACUAUGUGUUCCCUGUUGUUGGUGUCGCCGUGUUGCUGCUGGGUGUCUUCUACUGGUUCUGCUGGACCAAGUUAUGGCCGAAGCUGGGCGGGUACAAGAUUGUGGCGCAGAGACACGAGGAUGUACAGGGCGUCGAGCACGUGCGGUAUGUGAAGGUGUAUCACAAGCAUGAGUAG
This is a messenger RNA of Ascochyta rabiei, 1608 nucleotides long. RefSeq lists its product as uncharacterized. The coding region runs from base 1 to 1608 and encodes 535 amino acids. Gene Ontology annotation, cellular component: membrane. The transcript is spliced from 2 exons. Gene Ontology annotation, molecular function: L-amino acid transmembrane transporter activity. Lineage: Eukaryota; Fungi; Ascomycota; Dothideomycetes; Pleosporales; Didymellaceae. The record is from RefSeq and is a predicted model, not a curated record. Gene Ontology annotation, biological process: amino acid transmembrane transport.